CAAAAAGAUAACACAAGGGAGGAAAGGGAGGAGACAGAAAGUUGCAGAAGGUGGGAGGAUGGGCAGGGAAGAGGACAGGUGUGCUUUAAAUAAAGGCUCCCAGUAAGUCUGGUGAGUUUUUGAAAAUACGUGAACAGCAAGAGAAUGGAGCUGGAUGGAAUAGAGAAGAAGAGUCGAAAAAGGGGGGAAGACAACAACGCCUUUAAAUCAGAGGAGCAGAUAUAUAUUGAUGUGGACAGUGCUCCUGAAGUCACAGACGAUGCACACAAAAAGACAGAUCAACACAACAAAAGCUUUCCUGAAAGGAAAAUGGAGGCAUUCCAGGGCUAUUUGGCAGAGCACAAAGUCCAGAUCCACCUGAUUAUGUACCUGGUUUUAGCAGCAGGCUUGGUUGCCAUAGUGAUAGCAGCAUGUGUCCUGAACUUCAACCGGGCUGUCGUGCUGCUGGUCAUCUCCUUGGUUACCAUAUUCUUCCUGGUCUGGGAUUGGAUGAUGGAACGCUAUGGCGACCGGGUGUGGGAGGAGCUCUCUCCUAUCAGAGACCUUCUCAGCAGAAACUGGUUUUGGAUCAGAUGGAUAAUGUACGUGUCACUGCUGGUGGUGGUGUGCUGGCUGGCACUGGACACAGCCCAGCAAGGGACCAGACAGCUUGUGUCUUUCUUUGGUUUGCUGCUCCUCAUCUUCUUAAUGCUGCUGUUCUCCAAACACCCAUUCAGGUGGUGUUGGCAAACUUUGCUGUGCGGGAUCGGGCUACAGUUUGUCUUUGGUCUGCUGAUCCUCAGGACCACAUUUGGCUUAGGUGGACUGGAAUGGGUCGGAAAACAAGUAAAGAGCUUUUUGUCAUUCACUGAUUUUGGGUCUAAGUUUGUGUUUGGUGCCAGUUACAGAGACCACAACUUCGUCUUCCAGGUGAUGCCUAUAUUGGUUUUUUUAAGCUCCGUCAUCUCCAUCCUCUACUACAUUGGCUUCAUGCCCUGGCUCAUUUGCAAGAUUGGAUUCAUAAUGCAGGUUACCAUGGGAACAUCUCCAGCAGAAUCAAUGUCUGCAGCUGGAAAUAUAUUUUUGGGACAUACAGAUUCACCUCUCUUGAUUCGUCCAUACAUCAGCGGGCUAACUCGCUCUGAGAUCCAUGCUGUGAUGACAGGAGGUUUUGCCAGCGUCUCUGGUACCAUUAUGGGAGCCUAUAUCUCCUUUGGGGUUGAGGCAACACACUUGUUGACAGCAUCAAUGAUGUCCGCUCCAGCCUCCCUGGCGAUCGCCAAGAUGUUCUGGCCUGAAACAGAGACCCCCAGUGCAACAGCCAGUCAUGACAUCAAAAUCGACCAUGGAAAGAGUAAGAACGUGUUGGAGGCGGCAUCCCAAGGUGCAUCUUGUGCUGUCGGUUUAGUGGCCAACAUAGUUGUCAACCUUAUUGCCUUCCUCGCACUGUUGGCCUUUUUGGAUGCAGCUUUCUCCUGGCUGGGUGAGAUGUUGGACUGUCCGCAGCUCAGCUUCUCGCUGAUCUGCUCGUACGUGUUCAUGCCUCUCUCCUUGAUCAUGGGUGUUUCCUGGGAGGACAGUUUCAUCGUUGCUGAACUGAUUGGCACGAAGACAUUUAUCAAUGAGUUUGUAGCCUAUCAGAAGUUGUCAGAGUUCAUUUCGAGGCGGAAAGCAGGAGGGCCAGAAUAUGUGGACAACAUAAAGCAGUACAUUUCUGUCCACUCUGAAACAAUUGCAACCUACGCUUUGUGUGGAUUUUCCAACCUUGCUUCGCUGGGGAUGUCAAUUGGAGCAUUGUCGUCCUUGGCUCCAGAUAGAAGGGCUGACAUCUCCAGUUGUGCCUUCAGAUCUCUGAUUGCAGGCAGCGUCUCCUGUUUCAUGACGGCUUGUAUUGCAGGCAUGUUGUACAUCCCUGAUCUUCAGUGCUCACAUUUCCUGAGCACCGAGUUCAUCAAUACCAAUGUGACCAGCAGCUCAGAACUGGUCACCUGCUGUACACAACUGUAUAACAGUGUGACGGUGUAUGAGCUGUUGAACAUGACGAUCGGAGAAGGAUUCAACCAGAGCAGCCUGCAACACUGCUGCACACUGAUACCCCCCACACACUUCAACUGCAGCCUGGUGCUUUAAAUCACUGUGAGCAAAAAACACAUACUUCAAUGGUAGGGAACCCUGUGAUUAUUUGUUAUUUUAUCUGUAAUGUUUAGUGUUCAUAUAAUACAUUUUCAAUAAAGUUGUCCCGCACUGGUUUUUAAACAACAAUCAUGUCACAUUACUGUGACUGUGUGUGU
This is a messenger RNA of Sander lucioperca (pikeperch), 2270 nucleotides long. Its product is annotated as solute carrier family 28 member 3. Gene Ontology annotation, cellular component: membrane. Gene Ontology annotation, biological process: pyrimidine nucleoside transport; purine nucleoside transmembrane transport. The record is from RefSeq and is a predicted model, not a curated record. Gene Ontology annotation, molecular function: pyrimidine- and adenosine-specific:sodium symporter activity. NCBI's taxonomy places the organism in Eukaryota, Metazoa, Chordata, Actinopteri, Perciformes, Percidae.